AUGGCCGCCAACACCAUCGGACACACCCAAGAUGGCCGCCAGCGCAACCUGGUGGUGGUGCGUCUCCUGCAGGAGGCCCAGCCCCAGGCCCGCAUCUUCGACGCCAUCGACUCCUUCUUCCCCGAGGGGGAGGCGGCUCCUGGAGGAGCCCACGGCCCGGCCACCCCCCGGGAGCUGGCCCUGGUGGGGGAGGCCCAGGAGAACUUCCGGGAGCUGGUGCUGGGGCUGGUGGCCGACCCCCGGCGCAGACAGGCCUACCUGCAGGUAACGCACCAGUACGGACCAGUAUGGACCAGUAUCAGCCCCACAGUGCUCUCCCUGAACAUCCCACGGCCUCCUAGUGCGCUCCCAGUUCAUCCCAGUAUCCCCCAGUUCAUCCCAGUGCCCUCCCUGCACCUCCCUGUACUUCCCUGUACCUCCCAGUGCCCUCCCAGUACAGACCAGUAUGGACCAGUAUCCCCCCAGUGCCUUCUCUGUGCCUCCCAGUUCAUCCCAGUGCCCUCCCAGUACAUCCCAGUAUCCCCCACUUCAUUCCAGUCCCUCCCAGUUCAUCCCAGUGCCCUUCCUGCACCUCCCAGGGACUCCCAGUACAUCCCAGUGCCCUCCCAGUUCAUCCCAGUGCCUUUCCUGCACCUCUCAGGCCUUCCCAGUGCCCUCCCAGUCCCUCCCAGUAUCCACCAGUACAUCCCAGUGUCCUCUCAGUUCAUCCCAGUGCCCUUCUUGUACCUCUCAGUCCCUCCCAGUGCCUCCCAGUGCCCCCCAGUCCCCUCCCAGUCCCUCCCACUCACACCCAAUGGGUCCAUGCUCCCUGGGGAGGGUCUCCCAGUCCCUCCCACUCCCUCCCAGUCCCCUCCCAGUUCCCCCCAGUGCCUCUCAUUGGAGGAGGUUGUCUGGAGACACGCCCCCUCGGGGCCCCGCCCCCGCGAGCUGCCAAUCCUGAGGAGGUACCUGGCCGACGUGGGACACGCCCACUGCGCCCUGCCCAACUCUAAGCCCCGCCCCCUGCAGGCCCGGUGCCCCGCCCCCUUUGCUCCGGCCCCUCCCCCCGGUGAGUAG
Messenger RNA from Calidris pugnax (ruff), 1056 nucleotides. RefSeq names its product vegetative cell wall protein gp1-like. The record is from RefSeq and is a predicted model, not a curated record. Lineage: Eukaryota; Metazoa; Chordata; Aves; Charadriiformes; Scolopacidae. The coding region runs from base 1 to 1056 and encodes 351 amino acids. The transcript has 5 exons.